AAAACAAAAAAUUAAUGUAAAAGAAACAAACCGACAAAUAAUAUUAUAAAUAAAAUAAAUUUAUAAGACACAAUCCGCGCGAAGCGCGGAAAAAAUCUCUAGUAUAUAUAAUAAACAGACUAAAUGUCUGCAUCGCAUGCUUCCUUUAACUUCUUUACCCCUCAAAAAACUCCAUACCCAUCCAACACCUGGCCGUCUAAUCAUUUCACUCAUUUGAGGAGAAAAAAUACUAAAAUUUUGGUUUAUUUUCUUGAGAGUGCAACCGGGAAAAAUGGGAAGAGCACCAUGUUGUGAAAAAAUGGGGAUGAAGAGAGGACCAUGGACUCCUGAAGAAGAUCAAACCUUGAUCAACUAUAUUCAUCUCUAUGGUCAUUCUAACUGGCGAGCCCUUCCCAAACACGCAGGAUUACUUAGAUGUGGAAAAAGUUGCAGACUUCGCUGGAUUAAUUAUCUGAGACCAGACAUCAAACGUGGCAAUUUCACCCCUCAAGAAGAACAAACUAUCAUCAAUCUACAUGAAGUGUUGGGCAACAGAUGGUCUGCGAUUGCUGCAAAGUUGCCAGGACGAACCGACAAUGAAAUAAAAAAUGUUUGGCACACUCAUUUGAAGAAAAGACUCAACAAAAAUCAAAACAAUGGCGGAGACGCCAAGGAUAUUAACGGUUCUAACGACACCACACACGAAGACAAAGAGCCUGUGGUGGUCCACACAACCUCUCCGCAACAGUUUUCAAAUAGCACUACGACACUCGACAUAUCAGAUAAUAAUAACAAGGACGAUACGAUGUCGCACGAGGAUAUUUCUGCAUUGGUUGAUGAGAGUUUUUGGUCAGAGGUCGUAUCGGUAGAUAAUUCGAGUAACAAUGAGAAAAAGAUUGAAGGUUGGGAAGGAUUGCUAGAGAGGAAUAGUAAGAGACAUAGUUAUAAUAACUCGAAGUUGUAUAAUGAUGACAUGGAGUUCUGGUUUGAUCUUUUCACUAGCUGUCGUAGGAUUGAGGCAUUUUCCGACAUACCUGAGUUCUGACUUUGAGUUUGUGUUGUUUUUGUCGUUAAGGCUUGAAAGUCUUUUUGUAAACCAAAUGAAUAAAUUUAAAAGUUGUUUCUGUUUCCUCUACGUUAGUUGCAUGUAAAAUAUGAAUCGAUUACAUCAUUUUAACCAUUUCAGAAGAGCCAUUUCGAAGUCAAAUAAUGUUUCGAUUUAGUAGUAUUCACAUUCAGUUAUUUUUUCAUUUUAACUAUACUACUAUUUUUUCGCUAUAAUUUUAUAUUUAUAUGUUAUAAGAAUUUAGUUUUGUGGUUAAGUUCGAUGAUUUCAAAAGCUUCUGCAGACUCCUACGUCCAGAAUAUACAAAAUAUUACAGAUUAUGUAUUAAGUAUGUCAGUUGUCUAUCCAUUAUAGUUUCAUAUACUGCAAUUUGCAUAUUGUAAUGUUUUCCUUUAAAAAGUAUAUUGUAAUAUUUUCCCAUUUGCAGUACUUUAAUCCAUUAAUAGCAGCAGUAGUUAUUUCUUUGUUUCAUAAUUAUUAAACUUUUAAAACGAAUAAAUGAAAAGAAAUAUAUUUUGUAGACCUUAAAAUCUGUGGAUGGUCCCUAGUCUAAGUAAACAUCAACGUUUACACCAUUCGGUUCAAAUAUCAUAAGCUGGUUAUUGGAUUGAGACUAUUUGAUUGAACAAUUACAAUGAUAAAAACGUGAUUAGGUGAAAACGAAGAUGUAAUAAUUAAAGUUGACGCAUACGUAAUAUCGCACACACUGAGAUCGUUCUUUGAACUUUAAAUAUAAACAUCAUCCUAAAACAUUCUCUAUUUUGUUUAAGGCUAUACUGGUUCACGUUUUAAAUCUUGAUAAAUUAAGAAUAUUUUAUGAGCAAACAAAAGUUGGAUAAUAUAUCACAACAAAGCUUUUUCCAAAGGCACUCAGUUAAAUAAUAAAUAUUAUUUGAUGUUUUAAGAACUGUUUUGGUUUAGCUUUAUUUUCUUAUAUUAAAUUUUAUGGAUACUUAAGAUUAAUAUAGUAUUGAUAAAUCUUAAUCUCUAAAACCAUUUGUGAAAAUAUAACUAUCCACUCCAAAAUUUCAUGGAACAUAAAUUAUAUAUAUAUAGUAUAUAUAAAAUUUUGGCCAAUCCACUCAAGAUCUUAAAAUGACUGAAAUGUUAUAAAAUAUAGUCACUUUCCUAAUAUUCUUCUCGUGAUUAAAUUAGACUAUUCUUCUUUUGAAUAAAUUAGACGUCUCGAAAUUACCAUGAUUACACCAAGUGUACACCAAGUUAUGUAAUCAAUAUUGUUUUGUCAAACCGAACCCAAAAUGUAAAAACCUGAUACAACAAACCAUGACAUGGUUUGGUUAAGAGAGAUUUUACAUUUUAGAUGUCAUCCAUCCCUGCUGCUUCUUGAAAAACUUCAAGCUCUGUCCGUAUUCAAUCUUAUGUUUCCUUGCACAGCCGCAACUCACUGACAGAGCUUGCGGUAACUGUGAAGACUUUCUUUUAAUAAACAACUCUUUUGUUUUACAUACAAAACGAAACUCAGAGCAACUGAGAAUCUGAGAUCAACAAUGGUUAGAAUAUUAAAGCAAAAAAAACGGAUAUCUGUUAAAGUCCAAUCAGUUUGACCAAUUGCAAUAUUGCUGUAUUCUUCAACACGUCGCUUAAACAGAAACUGACGCUUUAGGGCAAAUCGCUUUGCUUCAAGUUUUGUUUAAACCGAACCGGAAAAGAAAGCGGUUUCACAAACCGUUAUUUCGUUUCAUAGGCUUUCUCUCUCGCUAUCCAAUUACUUCAUCUUUGUCGGGCCUAAAAUACUAAAUCAGGGUCAGGCUCAAUAUGGACGAGCUAGUUUAGCCCGUCAUAACAUUUCAGUGGCACAUACGGCCCAUUAGCUUCCUCUGCGUCCUAUGUGGUGAUUGAAGCCCGUUUUUCUACUUCUUUUAUCUUUUGUACUGAACUGUUCUGUUUCUUCCUGUCCUCAGGUUCUUGAGCAACUCAAAGAGAAGGCGGUAAAGUGAGCUGGACUGACAGAGGAACCUGUGUUGCGGAGAGUGAAGGAGAGGACAGACGCAAGGAAAAAUAAAGAAUAUGAAAGAUUUGGAGACCAGUCAAGAACCUUCAACUACAACUUGAGCUUUUAAACUUAUAUACUAUAGUCUAUAUUCUUAUUUUGUAUCAUAUUUGUUGAUUUCGAGUAACGUCUAAAGAGUUACAUCGAAUUCUUGCUUCAUUCAUUUUUGCUGUGUGGUGUUCUCAGAGAAACCAUAGGAA
Molecule: messenger RNA, 3256 nt
Organism: Brassica rapa (field mustard)
Lineage: Eukaryota; Viridiplantae; Streptophyta; Magnoliopsida; Brassicales; Brassicaceae
Product: transcription factor MYB14
Source: RefSeq, a predicted model, not a curated record